CCCGGUAGCUGUCGUCCGAAGAUGGCGAGUCAAGAGGGUACGGAGGAAUCAGACUUGCGGUCUUUAGAAGUCCAGCCCAGCUCCGAAGGACUAGGGUCCACUUCAGAAGGCUACGCUAGUUCUGCCCUGGCAGCCGCAAGCGCAGCAGCUGUUUCCGCUGCAUCCGCUGCAUCCGCUGCUGCAGCCGCUGUAGCUGCUUCCACUGCCAAAGCAAUUGCAUUAUCUGCAAAGGGCCCCUGCUCCGAGUCUGUUCUCACGGUCCCCUCCUCUGACCCCAAUCUCCUUGGGGGCCCCUGUGCUGGAUCUGGUUUUACCCAUAAGAUAAGCCAUGAGAACCUGGGCUUUGAGCCCACCUAUAUUUCUUGUGUUGGGCGGGACCCCCGUACUACAACUGACAGCUCUCGCUCCUGCCUUUUUCAUGACUCUGGCUCUGGACCUAUUCCGGAGUCUAGUUCUAGCCCUAAGCGGGUCUCUGGCCAGGAAGGCUCUGGCGCUGGAUCUGGCCCUGACUCUGGUUCUAAGCCUGGCCCUGAUCCCGGUCCUGGUCUUUAUCCUGGUGCUGGUGCGGGCACUGGCACUAGCACUGUCACUGGCCCUGGCCCUGGCCCCAGCCCUAAGCUUGGGAACCUUAAGGCAAAUCUGGUCUCUAAUUACAACUCCUGGAAUCAGCAGGAGUUCCUGGAGCCUCCCAAGCAGCCACCUUGGGAGUUUUUGCCAGUCUCAGAACCUUGUGCCCAAGGGUUGUCCCCAAAGGUUGAAGAGAAAUCUAAUAGGCUCUCUGAAGCAUUGUUACGGGGCCAUUGUCUCCUCUACAACUGGGAGGAAGAGAGAGCCACCAACUACCUGGAUCAAGUCCCAAACGUUCUGGAUGGCUCUGAGAGUUUCUUCUUCCGACAUGGACACCGGGGACUGUUGACCCUGAAGCUACAGUCACCUAUGCCUUCCAGCACCACCCAGAAAGACUCCUACCAGCUCCCAGCAAAGCCGCAUCAGCCACUUCGAGGGAAGAGGGAAGCCCUGCUGCAGGUGGCCCUGCACCAGCAGAUCUGUAAAGAGGUGCAGGCGCAACAGGAACCCACCAGGAUGCUCUCUGAAGCCGAGUCUGUGACACACCAUGACUACCGGACGGAGCUGCUGCCAGCAGGGCCUCCUGCCCCUACCAAGCCCCACGACUACCGUCAGGAGCAGCCUGAAACCUUCUGGCUACAGAGGGCACCACAGCUACCGGGCGUCAGUACUAUCAGGACACUGGACACACCGUUCCGGAGGAACUGCAGCUUCACCACGCCAGUGCCCUUGUCUCUAGGGCAGCCUUUACCCUAUGAACCUGAGAAUUACCCCCACCAAUGGGUAGGAAUGUCUUCCCUGGCUUGCCAGGGUGGAGGACAGUGUGGUAGAGAUGGGAGAACGCCUCCCAUCUAAGGACUGCGCUGGGGUGUAUGUGUAGAGCGUGAAGGUUGGCCAGAAUGGCGAGGAGAGGGGGAGUGGAUUCUGUUAUUUGAGAAGGCACAGUACAUAAAAGAUUCUCCUCCA
Echinops telfairi (small Madagascar hedgehog) is the source of this 1533-nucleotide messenger RNA. It is a transcript of the gene SPAG8, whose product is annotated as sperm associated antigen 8. The transcript has 7 exons. Bases 22 to 1422 code for a protein of 466 amino acids. Gene Ontology annotation, molecular function: microtubule binding. Lineage: Eukaryota; Metazoa; Chordata; Mammalia; Afrosoricida; Tenrecidae. Gene Ontology annotation, biological process: positive regulation of transcription by RNA polymerase II. Gene Ontology annotation, cellular component: cytoplasm; nucleus. The record is from RefSeq and is a predicted model, not a curated record.